CCCAUCGCCUGCACAAGACCGCCCGGGCAACAUUUCCGCCUGUCCCUUUUUGCAGCCCUCCCCACCCUGUCGCGAGUGCAGACCCAUCAGAGCCCAGGGAUAGCAAGAGCCACAGACUAGCGUGGUUCAGCGCACCGGGCCGCUCCAAUUGUCUUCCCCACGGCCAGGCCCCUCAGUCCCCUCCUCUGACCCUUCCCGUUCCUUCCUAGGCCUUUUCUGCUCCUCAACCUAGGCUCUCUCGGAUCCUCUGUUUCUGAUUCUUCUCUGUCCCCAAGUCCAGCCUCUCUUGUCCUCACCCUGGUCGCCUCCUCCCGGAUCCCCGCCACCCUCUCUGCGUACCGGGUGACGCAGCACCGCCUCCCGCUCCCGCCUCCCCGCGCCACCGCCGUGCAGACUGCAGGGGCCGCUAACGGUCCCGCGCCCCCCGGCGUCCGCGCGCCCCGCGCCCGGCGGACGAGGCCGCGCCGGCGGCGAUGGGCGCGAUGGGGGCGGCGGAGCCGCUGCACUCGGUGCUGUGGGUGAAGCGGCAACGCUGUGCCGUCAGCCUGGAGCCCGCGCGGGCUCUGCUACGCUGGUGGCCGAGCCCGGAGCCCGGGCCCUCCGCGCCGGGUGCUGAUGCCUGCUCAGUACCAGUGUCAGAGAUCAUAGCGGUUGAGGAAAAAGAUGUCCACGAGAAACAGUCCUCCAGUGGCCGAUGGCAUAAAAUGGAAAAUCCAUUCGCAUUCACAGUCCACCAUGUCAAGCGAGUACGACACCACCGCUGGAAGUGGGCACGGGUGACCUUCUGGAGCGCCGACGAGCAGCUGUGUCACCUGUGGCUGCAGACCCUUCGUGAGCUGCUGGAGAGCCUGACUUCAAGACCAAAGCACUUGCUGGUAUUUAUCAACCCUUUCGGAGGGAAAGGUCAGGGCAAGAGCAUCUAUGAAAAGAAAGUGGCGCCUCUGUUCACCUUGGCUUCCAUCACCACCGAGAUCAUCAUCACUGAGCGUGCCAACCAAGCCAAGGAGACUUUAGACGAGAUCAACACAGACAGCUAUGACGGCAUCGUGUGUGUAGGCGGGGAUGGCAUGUUCAGCGAGGUGCUGCACGGGGUCAUUGGGAAGGCGCAGCAGAGUGCUGGGAUUGACCCCAAUCAUCCCCGAGCUGUGCUGGUGCCCAGUACCCUCAGGAUCGGCAUCAUCCCUGCAGGGUCCACAGACUGUGUGUGUUACUCAACAGUGGGCAUAAACGAUGCAGAGACAUCAGCUCUGCACAUCAUUGUUGGGGACUCACUGGCUAUAGACGUGUCCUCCGUGCACCACAACAGCACGCUGCUGCGGUACUCGGUCUCCCUGCUGGGCUAUGGUUUCUACGGGGACUUAAUCAAGGACAGUGAAAAAAAACGGUGGAUGGGCCUCGUCAGAUAUGAUUUCUCAGGGCUGAAGACCUUUCUCUCUCAUCAGUACUAUGAAGGGACAGUGUCCUUCCUCCCAGCGCAGCACACGGUGGGAUCUCCACGGGACAAGAAACCCUGCCGGGCCGGGUGUUUCGUGUGCAGGCAGAGCAAGCAACAGCUGGAAGAAGAACAGAAGAAAGCCCUCUAUGGCCUGGAGAACACUGAGGAAGUGGAGGAGUGGAAAGUGGCGUGUGGGAAGUUCCUGGCUAUCAAUGCCACCAACAUGUCCUGUGCUUGUCCUCGGAGCCCUGGGGGCCUGUCCCCAUAUGCCCAUCUGGGAGAUGGAUCUUCUGACCUCAUCCUUAUCCGGAAAUGCUCCAGGUUCAACUUCCUGAGAUUCCUCAUCCGGCACACCAACCAGGAGGACCAGUUCGACUUCACUUUUGUUGAAGUUUAUCGAGUCAAGAAAUUCCACUUCACAUCAAAGCAUGUGGAAGACGAGGACAAUGACUUGAAGGACCUAGAGAAGCAGAAGUUUGGGCAGAUCUGCAAGGACAACCCCCCUUGCGCCUGCUCAGCCUCCAGAAGCUCCUGGAACUGUGACGGGGAGAUCCUGCACAGCCCCGCCAUCGAGGUCAGGGUCCACUGCCAGCUGGUGCGCCUCUUUGCUCGGGGAAUCGAAGAAGAGUCCUAAAGGAGAAUCCCAAAGCCCAGGAGCCGUCUGCCCUGAGCUUGGGGAGUGUGAAAAUUAAGAAAAUUUCGACAGACCAAUUAUGUUGAUAUAUCCAUUCGAAUUUAGAAAUUUAUUUUUGAUAGGUAAAUCUUGGUUUUUAGAAAAGACAGCCUUGUCAACAAUUCUGUAUGCAUACCUGGCACCCUCGGCUCCGCGUGUACGCCCGCACCUGCGCCACUUUUCACUUGUUCUCAACAAAUGGCACUUGCUGGUUUGUGGCAUCGGCUUCCUAGAUUUUAGCCAUGCCGACCAUGCAGAUUUCAAGACGGCCCUUUAGUGGCUCCACUGCAAUAAUUUUAGGGACAUUAUACCAUAACUAUGUCCCAGGAAUCAGGUUACACCGCCUGGACACACAGGUUCAUGACCCGGUCAUCCUGACCCCUUUGGUGAGACUUUCUCUGGAGUCGUCCGUGACCAGGUUUUGGUUUUGGUUGUCUUUGCCUCCGCUUUAUACCUACCCUCAUUUACAAUCAGGAUGUCGCUAUGUGGCCACCGCAACUGUAACUCAGCAAGGUCCUCCGCACAGCCACGCCUGCAGAGCAAGGCCAUGUCACUGCAAGAAGACACCCAGGGUGAUGUCUCAUCCUCGGGAUCCCCACAUCCGCCGCCAUCACAGCUGCAUCCUGUGAGACAAUCCAGCAAAGUACCCACUUGGAAGCUUCAUUGUGUCAGCCCUGGUAGCCUGCACACCCUGGCCAGGGCAGUCUGUGAAGCACUGGCUAAGAGGAGGCUCUAUUUGGAAUCAGAGCACUUCCAUAGCUGGGUUUUGGGGUGGGGGGGGGUGGGCAGCUGGCACACACAGAGGGUACUUUGUGAGUUCAAUACCACCCUUACCAGUGGGAUGGUGGAUACCCACUGUCACCAGCGGGAUGGUGGAUGAUCUCAGGUCACCCCCCAGGUACUCUGGUGCAAUCCUUGUCUGUUCCUGGGUCCACAUCCAUUCUUCCCUCACCGUGGAUUCUGUUCCAUGUACUUAUUCACAGCUUUCUCCUUGUCCAUCUAGUCUCGUGUCCAACAUAGUCCACGUCUUGGCUAUUUGUUCUGUCUUCACAAGGGGGCUGCUGGCUGCUCUGGCUGAAGCCCUGGGCUCAUGACCAGUUUUCCUCUGAAGGCAUUCCUGACCCAGGGGCUUCUCAGCCACACACUAUGGCCUGUGCUGUGUCUCCAGACAGACACAUCUGGAAUGUGUGUAAAAGGGUUUUAUGUGAAAUUCAAGACUACGCAGCUUAAACUUGACUUGCAAACAGGGAAGGGCACUGACUGUUACAAGAGUAGGUUUUAGGUUCUACAUUGGGGAAAGUAUGCAUCUCAGGCGGGUCCUGUUACUCGCUACAGAGUUCUGUAGGCUGCACCGCUUUCUAGGUGCCCUUGCACUGACUUCUGUUUUGAGGCAUAUGCACAAUCUGGUUAGUAUUCGGUCCCAUCCAGACAAAAGAGGAGCCGUAAAGGCGGCUAUGUUUAGGGACCACUUUAAAGGCAAUUGUGCGGUGGUGCUAUUUAAUGAUCAUCGAGUUAGAAAGCUGGCUAGAAAGAGUAAAUGCACCUAGCAAUUUCUAUCCAGAUCUGUCCCUGGAUGGGCAGAACCCAAAGGUGUCAGACUAGCAGCUCUAUGAGUAGGCAGGCAGCCCCAGAGCAGAGUCAAGGCAGAUGCUCGGUUGGCCACCUCAAUGUGCCCACUCACUCCUGGCAUUCCAGAGGGGGCUCAGUGCCUGAGGCAGCUGUGGGUGCCCCUGGAUCUCAGGAACUGCACUCUCCUCCAGGGAUUCAGAUAUUCACUGGCCUCGCCUACAUGAUACCCAUACCCUGGUCCACCCCUGCCACUGCCAGUUCUGGGGGAGAGAUGCAGACAGAGGAUGCUUUGAUGGUGCUUAGCAGUGCAAGCCACGUUCAGAAUCUCCAAUCUUGGCGCUAUCAUGGAGCAGCAUGAGUGUCAGACACUUAGGACCCUUGACACAGGUGCUCAGGAUGGGAGGGAGGCCCCUGACAUUCCCAAGCAGUAGACAGUCUCCAUGACGCUUUUUAGAUGUAAUACCCCAACCUCCGGGGGUCUUAGGUAUUUUAGGAGAAAAAAACAGGGGUAAAGGUUAGACGGUGGCAACUUAGGAUCCUGUAGGAGGUCUGGUCCAUGUUUUAACUCCCUCUGUAGCCCACCGGUGCCCAACGGUUAGGCAGCAGGUAUAAGCGGUAACUUAUUCCUGUUUAUGGAAACUAAGCAGCGGGAGUGGGGAGUGGCUGGUUUCCCAGAGGAUGCUUCAUUCCUCAAUGCAAUCUCCUGGAGCUGGGAGCACUGACGCAAGAAUGGCCCAAUAUGCCUCCUGAUCUUGCUGGCUUCAAGAUUAGGAAGUGGCAUAUUUGAUCUGAUAUGUUUGAGAAGACAAAUAAAUAAAUAAAUAAAUAAAGUUACUUUGGGCAGAAUAUGGCUUCCCCUCCCCCAUCUUUUACAA
This is a messenger RNA of Arvicanthis niloticus (Nile rat), 4552 nucleotides long. It is a transcript of the gene Cerk, whose product is annotated as ceramide kinase. The record is from RefSeq and is a predicted model, not a curated record. Gene Ontology annotation, molecular function: ceramide kinase activity. Gene Ontology annotation, biological process: phosphorylation; ceramide metabolic process. NCBI's taxonomy places the organism in Eukaryota, Metazoa, Chordata, Mammalia, Rodentia, Muridae.